AUGGCGAGGUCGAGGAGAAAGUACAAGAACUCCAGGGCAAAGGUUCGCGUUGCUCUUCCAAAGAAAAACCCUAACAUCUUUAAGCCAGCUUUCAACUUCCCUCCGAAGCUCCGCGCUCUCAUGGCGGACGAUGUCCCCGAAUGGGACGAUCAGGCUAGCGUCAUCCAGAACUACAAAUCCUUCGGCGUCCUCUCUAACCCUAAUUUGCUCGGUAUCCGAUCCCGCACCGACCAUAUGAUACAGGAUGAUUCCCUCAACGUUCCUCCUCCUCCUGAGCCACCCACCGAUGAUCCUAUUGCUAAGGAGUUCGAGCCCAUCGAUUCCGGCAGCGAUCUCGAGGAAGACGGUACGUUUUUCUUCUCUGUUCUUUGUUACUAUUUAAGACUCAAGCUUGGACAAGUCUCGUGGAUUCAUCUUCGAUCCAUGUUCCGAGACAGAAAGCUAAACUCGAUGCAGCAUUCGGUUGCAACACUACGGAAGCUAUGCACAAGAUACCAGAUUUACAAGGAUAAGAACCCGAUUUUAGUUCCAUGCUGA
Molecule: messenger RNA, 537 nt
Organism: Thlaspi arvense
Lineage: Eukaryota; Viridiplantae; Streptophyta; Magnoliopsida; Brassicales; Brassicaceae
Source: the annotation of a GenBank genome assembly